Molecule: messenger RNA, 1080 nt
Organism: Musca vetustissima
Lineage: Eukaryota; Metazoa; Arthropoda; Insecta; Diptera; Muscidae
Exons: 2
Coding region: 1-1080 (359 amino acids)
Source: RefSeq, a predicted model, not a curated record
AUGAAGAUUAUAAUUUGUUUUCUGGCUGUGAUUUGCAUUUGCGAUGCAACAUUCUUGAAACUAUUUGGUGGCAGCAGUGCCGGAGCCAGUAGUGGAGGUAGCAGUUUCAAUGCUGUGGCCACACCUUCCGGUGGCGGUCAUGGACAUGGUCCCAGUUAUGGUGGUGGUCACAGUUCCAGUUAUGGCGGUGGUCACAGUUACAGCAGUCAUGGCGGUUCACAUGGUGCCUCAUAUGCCCAUGGUUAUGGCUAUUCACAUGGCUCGGGACAUGCUGGUGGCGAUGCCCAAAUCUACAAGGUCAUAAUUGAAAAUGCAGGUGGUCAUGGUCACGAUCAUGGACACUCACAUGGUCAUGCAACUGAAACUAUUGCCAUUAGUCAGGAUCAAGGACAUGGUCACGGACACGGUCAGGGACAUUCUGUUGAAACAAUUGCAAUUGCUCAAGAUCAAGGUCACGGACACGCUCAUGGCCAUGCUGCUCAAACAAUUGCCAUUACUCAAGAUAACUCCUAUGGUUAUGGUGGUGCUGUCAGCGGUCAAGCCUACAGUCAUGGUGGAGCUGAACUCGCCGGACAUGGUUACAGCCAUGGUGGUAAUGCUGGUGGUCAAGCUCAAAUUUUCAAAGUUAUCACCGAAAAUGCUGGAGGUAGCCACUCUCAUGGUUAUUCCGGUGGUUCUGCUGGAUAUGCCCAAGGUCACUCAUACGCCAACGGUUAUUCCCAUGGCGCCAGUUCCUACAAUGAUCAAUUGAAUCAAAUUUUACCACAAAUUCUUCAAUUGGUCCUACAAGAAGAUCAUGGUUUUGGUGGUGGAGCUGGUGCUGAUGUCAAUGCCCAGCUGAUUGCUCAUUUCGGUGAAAAGGGCAGUGCUGUUGUGAGACGUAGCAAAGGUGGAUCCAACAGCUAUUUCCAAAGUGGUCAUGUUGUACAAAAGGGUGAACUUAAAAUCACCCGUGUCGAACAAAAUCAAGGUGAUGGCGGUAAAGCUGGUCUUUUGCAGGGUCCCGCUGUACAAGGUCCACCACCACCAGCUCCACAUGGUCAUCCCCAUGGUCCACCACCACCAUCUCAUGGUUGGUAA